AUAAAAGGAAACGAAAGAUAAAGACAAGGAAGGGAAUAAGUAUGGUUGCUAUCAGAAGCGCCUGUACCCACGUGAAAGUGUUGCCAUUGAACAGUAUCUGCGCUUGAAAUUGUAAUUAUUAGAGACUAGAGCUUCAAUUUUGUGUUAUAUCUCCUCAUCAUUUCAAUGGCUUCCUUUCUAUUAAUCUCAUUGCUAUAUCUAUGCUCAAUCCCUCAGUUGUUCGUGUGACUUUUAUCUCUCUUUUACUUUUCCUUCAUUAAACAAGCUGUGCGUUCUUUUUACCUUUCUAAAUAAGGAUGAAUAUGAAGCUUUUUGUCUCAAAUUCCUGAAUUUUCUACUUGCUUUGAGAACACACCACCCUGUUCCCAAUUACCCCUUGUACAGCUGCUACCGUGUGAAUCAUGUAUUCUUCAAGCAGCAAUUGCUAUCCUUUUCAGUACACUCAAAACCAGAUUGACAUAACAAGCCUGAUACCAGAAGAUCAGCUCUUUUCACCUUUUCUGCACUUACCUUCAUCUUAUCUUGAUCAUGGUGAUUUUCUUCCAAGUGACUUCUUAACUCAUCAUUAUCAUCAACUACAACAACAGCAACAGCAACAAAUUCUGGGGUCCAACGCUAAUUUGGAAGCAGAGACAAUUCAGGAGAUGAACCCUUCUGCUAAUUUGAAGAGGGCAACACGAAGCAAUAACAAGAAAAAGAGAAGCAACAUGAAUGGUACAAAGCAGCCGGUUCCUAGAAAGAGAAGUGGGAAAAAGGACCGGCAUAGCAAGAUCCAUACAGCUCAAGGGCCAAGAGACCGGAGAAUGAGGUUGUCUCUUCAAAUUGCUCGAAAGUUCUUUGAUCUCCAAGACAUGCUGGGCUUUGAUAAAGCAAGCAAAACCAUCGACUGGUUGUUUUCAAAAUCAAAGGCCGAAAUCAAGGAACUCACAGACAGUCUCUCUAGACCUAGAGUGAAGAGAACUACUAGUAGUGGUGAUGGCCAGAGUGUUCCUUCUACUUCAGAGAGUGAAGUUAUGUCAUCAGGUAUCAGGCUGACGCCUGAUCAUGGAGACAAGGGUGAGAUCAUUGUUGAGGAUAACUCAUUUGUGAGCAUUACAAGACAGAAAAUGAGCAAAAAAUCAAAUAAACCAUCCCUGAUUAAUCCUCUUGUUAAAGAGUCCAGGGAAAAGGCAAGAGCAAGAGCGAGGGAGAGAACCAAGGAGAAACAGAAGAUCAAAGGCUUUGACAAGUGCAACCACUAUUCUCAAGCAAACCCUAACAAUUUGGAGCAGUUGGGGCCUGCUAGAUCUCUCGAAAAUGGUGAAAACUUGGGUUUUGGAGACCAUGAAAUGAAGCCUCUUCUAAUGGUAGCUGGUGAAGAAGAUCAUCAAGAACCUAGAACUUAUUUGAUGCAACAUCAAACGAAUUCUGUAAGCAUCGUUGACAAAACCUUUGGGCUUACAGGCCCUUCAAAAUCUUCUUCGAUUUUCGAUCUUCCUCACAACUUUGUGGUUCCAAGUGCCAGUGGGGCUGAUUUCGAGGACGAAUUUUCAGGGCUUACCGGAAAUUGGGACAUUAGCAAUGCAAGAGUCCAGAAUAGAUUCUGCGCAGUGCCAAGCAUGAAGCUAUCAAGAGGUAAUAUCCAGUACAAAACCCUAGGGAAAUUUUCAUGACCACCCUAAAUGCACAAGAACACAAUCCUAGUUCAAGUUUCAUCAUCAUCUCAAACGCCCAAGAAAAAUUCCUUACUUCGCCUUCGAUACCUUCUUCAAACACCCGUGAAGGAAACCCUAGUUCACUUUUCAUCAACUUCUCAAAUUCGGAGAAGCAUAACCCGCCUCCAAUUUCCAUGACAACCUUAGAUACUGAAGGUUUGAAUUCUCGCUUCAGGCAAGAACAACUCUCCUGCAAUCCUAAUGCUGCCGAUUAGUACGGCAGCUUAUAUCAAGUGCCUAAACUCUUUCUUUUGUGCUUGAUCAACCCACAAAAUGAAAAAAAAAGACAUAGUUCCUUUGUCUGGAAAUCGUCUCCAGUAUUGAAGCUUUUGUUAAAUAUGGAAUAAAAAAUAAUUACUGUGUUUUCUGGAAAGGUUUUUCUGGGUGAUCAGUGUUGUGUUAAGUCUUUGUUCAUGGAUAUUGGUCACUGUUUCAUGAUUUUUUUUAACUCCAGCAAAGUUGGAUUAAGAAAAGGAAAAUAGGGAGGACAUAAUGAAU
Manihot esculenta (cassava) is the source of this 2192-nucleotide messenger RNA. RefSeq names its product transcription factor TCP12. Gene Ontology annotation, biological process: regulation of secondary shoot formation. NCBI's taxonomy places the organism in Eukaryota, Viridiplantae, Streptophyta, Magnoliopsida, Malpighiales, Euphorbiaceae. Gene Ontology annotation, molecular function: sequence-specific DNA binding; DNA-binding transcription factor activity. Gene Ontology annotation, cellular component: nucleus. The coding region runs from base 402 to 1652 and encodes 416 amino acids. The transcript has a single exon. The record is from RefSeq and is a predicted model, not a curated record.